Messenger RNA from Girardinichthys multiradiatus, 3510 nucleotides. It is a transcript of the gene snx16, whose product is annotated as sorting nexin 16. Lineage: Eukaryota; Metazoa; Chordata; Actinopteri; Cyprinodontiformes; Goodeidae. Bases 306 to 1592 code for a protein of 428 amino acids. The transcript is spliced from 8 exons. The record is from RefSeq and is a predicted model, not a curated record. Gene Ontology annotation, molecular function: phosphatidylinositol binding. Gene Ontology annotation, biological process: early endosome to late endosome transport; endosome to lysosome transport; protein targeting to lysosome. Gene Ontology annotation, cellular component: extrinsic component of endosome membrane; late endosome; early endosome.
CAUAACUCCCCGCUGUUUGACUUCAAACAAGCUAACAGAAGAAGGCAAGGGCGGAAUGCUGUGGAUAAAUAGGACUAUGAUGAAUGGCAUUAGCCUGAUAAAUGAAGCAUUAAAUUAGGGGUGAGAAUGAAAUUUCGUUUUGAGCCUAAAGGGCCCUCACAGUCAAUGUCUUCCUCCAGCUGAACAUCACUGUUAGACCCCAUCAUCAUACAACACUACUGAGGCCAGCCAAGGUCUGUGUUGGUGUGAAACGCCUUGGGUCCAGCUGCAGUUGUAGGGCGACGAGAAGCAUUAAACUCAGGGAGAUGGCUUCACCCUUCGUGCCUGUCCCUGUCCCCAUGGACAGAUCUUUGUCAGGCGGCGGUGGCAAGCUGAGGCGGCCGCAGCGGGCUGCGUCUCUUGGAAGCGUCUCAACCAGCUCGGAGUCCUCGUCCCCCAUCACCAGGUCGGCAGGGGACGAGCGGGGACGAAUUGGCGAAGGAUCGGGUUCACGGCGUCAGUCACGCUGCAUGGACAGAGCCAACCGCAGCCUGACCCCGCCGCCGCUGCAGACCCCCUUGACACGGGCCAGGGUGAACGGGAUGCUGGACACUUCGGUCCAGUAUUCGGCAUGUCCUCGGUCCGUGUCGGAUCCUGCUGGGAGCAAGCAAGCGGAGGACAGACCGAUCACCCCCACAGUCCUGGGGUACGAGGUCAUGGAGGAGAGAGCCAAGUUCACGGUUUAUAAGGUCCUGGUCAGGAAGAGUCCAGAUGAGAGCUGGGUUGUGUUUAGAAGGUACACUGACUUCUCCAGACUCAACGACAAGCUAAAGGAAAUGUUCCCUGGCUUCCGGCUCUCGCUGCCUCCUAAGAGGUGGUUUAAAGACAACUACGACAGCAACUUCCUGGAGGACAGGCAGCUGGGACUACAGGCUUUUCUGCAGAACUUGGUUGCACACAAAGACAUCGGCAACUGCCUUCCAGUGAGGGAGUUUCUGUGCCUCGAUGACCCGCCUGGGCCUUUUGAUAGCCUCGAGGAGAGCAGGGCAUUCUGUGAGACUCUCGAGGAAAGCAACUACCGCCUCCAGAAGGAGCUGCUGGAGAAGCAGAAAGAGAUCGACUCACUAAAGAGGAAACUGCAGGAGAGGGAGCAGACCAUCCUGAUACUGGAGAAGCACGUCAAGAGGUUUUUAUUGUUCCUUGCCGAUCGAUGUGUGUGCACGGCCGUUGCAGUGGAGGAUGCGCGAUCCCGGGGUCUCCGUGUGGUCUGUCGGCUCAGGGAAGCGAGAGCAGUGCAGACGCUGAUGUGGAGUCGUCCGCAGCAGAGGCUGAUCAGGACAUCCCUGACGACGCGAGUGACAGGUGUCAGCUCCAGCCGGUGCGGUCCUCUGCCUGUUGGUGCAGGCCAUCUCUCAGCGCCUCUCCGCCGGUCAUCCAGGUCACUCAGCUGUUCCACAAGAAAACUGAGGAUUAGCGCCAAGCCCUGUCCGUUCUCGUAUUGCCCUCCAUCGUCCACCUGUUUUGCCUUCACAUCACAUCGCCUAUCUCCACUUUUCAGGCUGGAACUGCUGUUUGACAUGAAAGAGCCCGAGUUUGAUCCGACGGCGCGUUGAGUUGAAAGGAAAUGGUUUCACACUGACACGUCAUGUGGGUUAUUUUAUCUGGCACCUAAAACACUUUAUAAAACCUGAGAACCUCAGACUGAACUGACCCGUUUGCGCUCAAACCUCCUCCUGCGUUUGUCAGGUUGAGCGUCUGUGAUUCUGCCACCAUAAACAACCUGAAGGCUUUGAUGACAAUCUGCAACAAAAUGAACCAUGACCGUCUCAGACAUUUAUUGCCUUUUGAGAAAAGGUCUUCUCCAAACGGAGAGACGGUGCCUGCGGCUAUCUGAGCAGCUAUAAAUUAUUACGUCACAGGUAAAGGACCAGGUGGGUUAUUUUAUGGUCAGUAUGCAGGUACUUUGUACUGCCACUCACUGCUAGUGUAAAGAAAGUUUAUGUUAUUGGUCAGUUUUCACCCAGAAGCCAACAUUCCCUCUUGCUUUAAGUGCCAAGUGUGGUAUGGAAGCUGCAACGUACAGAACCAAGAUGGAGACAUGACAUGCCAUAGCUGAUAUGAACACAGAUCAUCAUUUCAUUACGUUUUAAACAGAAGAAAAACCUUAACCGGCAUCUGAUCCUGUUAGUAGGUUAGACUACAAUCAUUGUGUGGUAAUGUAGGUAACACUAAAGAAACAUUUCAGCCAGUUUACUUAAAGCUUUUCCUUCUCUCCUCCAUGCAUCCAUGUUAACAUGCAGCUUUGGUUGAAGAUUUUACAUUACCAUGUGCACUUUAAGACAUUGGACUCUAGAUUAUUGUGAUAAAGGUAAAAAUGAUUUGCUCCUGGUGCUUAAUGCAUUUAACUUGCUAUGAAAUAUGUCAACACUAAGUCAGAUUUGGUUGUUUUCCCAAGAUGAACCACAAACGCCUCGUUUUUUGUUCUUCCCACCUAUCGCAGUUGACAGGAUGUUCAGAUGACUUGAUCAUCCAAGUGGCCGUGAGCUCCAGCAUGCUGAAACUAUGAGAGAAAGAUCGGGUUAAGCCAAGAAUUGGUAAAGAGAUGUGAAUGGAAGCCCAUCUUUUACAUCACAAAUGGUGCUACUUAGGACAAAUAAAUACUCUAAAGCUGAAAGGCUAACAGGCCACCACUCUAAAAACAUCACAACUCGACUGUUCCUGGUGAACAAGUCACCCAUACAAGCCAUAUUUUUUUAAUCUAAGCAAUGCUCAAGAGGCAGAUGUAUCAUAUGGUGGCCAUGUGUGCUCACCAUCUGUGGCUUUCGCUCUUUAAUCAUCAGUUAAUGAGGGUUUAAUAGCUGAUGUUGUCUCUUGCUCGCCUGGAACAGGUCAGGUUUUGCACUUUAUGGAUGAAUGACGAACGAUUGCUCAGAUGUUGUUUUUACUAUUUCUAAGACAGAAACAUGCUUUUUUGAUUACUAAAAUCUUUUGAUUUCUAACUGGGUCUAAAAUGUUAAUAUUUGUUUUGUUUAUGGUCUGUGCUUUACUGUAUAUUUGCUUCUUGCAUAAUUAAGUGCCUUGAAAGGUUUUUUUCUUAGCUUUUCUUCCAAUGUGUUUGGAUUGCUUUAUAGAUUUGUGCAGGACAUGAAACAUAUCAUCUCUCCUUCUGACGGAAAGGUUUUAAAUAACACUCUUGUGUAUGUAUUAUGGUUUUGAAUAGACAAAAUACUAUGGUUUUGUAAUAUCACACUCACUGAAUCUUUGCUGAUAGCCUGUAAUUUCACUAUAAAAUAUAUACAUGAAUAACAUUUGGUGCAACAAGGCCCAAGAGUUGAAAUGGAUACUGUAGACACUGUUAUACGCACUGCUUAUCGGGUAUAAAAAAUAUAUAUUCACAUGAUUAAAGAGGGAGUAACGUUGAAUACACAUAUAUUUGUUUUCUGUUUUUUUUAUGUUUAAAGUCUGUGUUACCAUGGCAAGUAAUGGUUCCAGCUUUUUGUGAAAUAAAACUUCGGAUCUGGUUGCUGUGAA